UGCUGUGGAGACAAUACAUUCCAACAACUGUCCGUCUCACUUUCUAGUGUGCUGCGACUGUUAACUUCUCAGUCUCGACGCGUGUGCUGCGCUCGCUUGGACCUUUCUCGUCGUUGAAGGAGAUCAGACACCCGAAGAAAUUCAUUUGCGUUCUCUCUCGAACGACAAAGAAUCGACGCGGUGGGAGCGCUGGGUUCUAGUUCCGAUUUGACGAUAACUUUGUCUUACCAGCAUCGAUUCCAAGAAGAGUUUUAAAUAGGAAGGUUUUCCGUCGUCACCAAGCAUGGCUUCGCUGCCACAUCAUCAGCAACAGCAGCCACCGCUACACGCGCUCAGGGAAAAUGGCGGUUCUGGGUCCGAGGGAGGUCUGGCGACUCGACAAAAUGGCAUACCGACGGAAAUACGGAGCACCGGAUCACAGUCCUCCAACAGUCGGAAUCCGAUUGAAUUCCAAACACAGCAAUACUAUCCGCAGCGGCCGACAGCACAACCUAUGAGCACGCCUUGGACAUUAGGGUCCACGGAUGGAUCGUACGCUACCACACUGACACUCAUGCAACAACAGCAAGGCCAAAUGGAUGAAAGCACCGUACCUUUGUCAUCUCCGAACGACACCGGUAUUGCUCCCGGCCUCGGCCCGUUGCCUAAAGGAAAAGCGGAAGGCGGAGCGGCCAUAGCCUCGUCGGGCGCCGCCGCGGUGGACCACAACGCCGCGCUCCAAAUUCUGGCGGCUCAAAAGUCGCUGUACGAAACCCGUUUGUUUCGCCAACCAUCCGCAUCGGUGGAAGCGGUCCUGGCAGCAUCUUGUGAAGUCAUGGGAUUUGAUAUUUCGGAAAUGUGGUUACGGACCGGAAUUAAAACCCAUCAGCUCACCAACUCGCAUUUGCGACCAACCGCUCUCGAAGACUCCGUCCGCAACGAUCUCGUGGAUGUGUACUAUGGAGACAAGUCUGCGGAGCGGACCCAUCGACUCAGCCCAGCUCUGUGCAAGCGGGCCAAAGAGGCGAAUGAUGUGGUAUGGGUCACGGCACAUACCCCUCACGGAGCCGAAGCCUUGCGGUGCUCGAUUUCCAACGUGCGCACGGCCGUUGCCGUUCCGGUUUGCCAUGAAGCAUCCAAUACCAAUAUUACGAUUAUCUUUUUCAGCAUUCGAAGAAUUGUUGUUCGUCCAACCGCAGUUGAGUUUCUCGUCCACAUGUCGCUUGCAGCUGGCGGUGCGUCAGUGAAUUCACUAGCUGAAGAUGGUCUUAUCGACCGUGAAGCACUCAGCAGGAAGGACGAUAACGAAAAAAUUGUCAAGAGUAUGAGUCGGUCCGAGCACGUCCCACGCAAAGAAGAUAUUGCCAUUCGUCAUCAGCGUGUAGAACGAUAUUCGAUUACCGGUGCACCGCUGGAUCUCCAGUGGCGGCAGCUGCACAACGUCGAGUAUUUGACCGACGGUGGGAACAGCUGGAUUCAUACAGCUGUUUUCCAAGGUAAACCAGUUGUGGUCAAAACGCUGAAACCAGAAUGCCAAGACGUUGUGCUGGCAAUAAAUGAAAUCGAAGGUGAACUUGCGGUGCAUUCGCGAUUGUACCAUACCAACAUUGUAGCGCUCAUUGGUGCAGGGACGACGAGCAAGGGCGUACGCUUUGUUGUAUUAGAACGUUUAGACGGUGGCACAUUGACACAGAUGCUAGGGUACGAUACGCGUAUUCGGGAUCGUAGGAGACGUUUCUGGCGACGCAAGCAAUUUAGCUACGUCGACGUGUUGCGAGUUGCACGGUCCAUCGCUGAUGCCAUGUCUUAUUGUCACCAAGAAGCGAUACCAGGAUGCAUGGUGCUACAUCGAGAUUUGAAACCAGACAAUAUAGGGUUCACUCUGGAUGGAACCGUGAAAAUCAUCGACUUUGGUUUGGCAAAAAUCGUCGAGAAUGCAUCCGUAGACUCUGACGAUAUCUACACCAUGAGUGGAGAAACAGGGUCACUCCGGUAUAUGGCACCAGAGGUGGCCGAUGCUUUGCCUUACAACGCAGCUGCCGAUGUUUAUUCCUUUGGCAUCAUUCUAUGGGAAAUGAACGCGACGAAAAAGCCAUUCGAGGGAUUGAACCGCGAAUUGUUUUAUGAGCGUGUUGUACAUGGCGGAGAACGCCCAUCAUUGAACCGAAAAUGGCCGUCCCAAUUGACGAGUCUGAUAUCUGAGUGUUGGGACGCCGAUAUGCACAACCGUCCAAGAUUCAAAGAGAUUGUCGGGCGUUUAGAUGCUUUGUUAGCGAAGGAAAAGGGAGGGCCAGCGAGCGCUAAAAAGAAGCUGCUGCCCAAGAUUACCGGGAUGAUCGACCGACAUUCCACUUGGUUCUAGAUUACGCAAACCCUACUCAAUACUUGUACGUUGAGCGAUGUCGACUUGUUUCGUCAGAAACUUUAUACUAAACGAAGUCUAGCAUAUGCACCAUAUUUGGUUAAGACAGAAUAUCAUAAGCCAAAGGGCUCUGCAUCAUUAAUACAACGCUUGUGGUACUAGUCGCUGCCUCUGUGCUUCCAAGGUUUCGAGAUCUUGAUGCAACGGGGUGCUUCGUCAGUCUUGGGUUGAUCCUGUGUCACGGUAGCAUUGGAGUAUGACUUUGCCCGUCGGUAACGCGGAAUCCAUUCGUUCAGUGUCCACUUCGGCCCCAUAUCCUGCAAAACUUCCAGCACACCCUCUCUCACUAGAUCGCACAGUGCCAUUACGACAACGUUGAUAGAACAGUAGUCACGAACGGCUACCCAUCCUUUGGGAACCUUGUCCCAGUCCCGGUUCAUGGCAUCCGAGAGGACCUCGUCGCCCGUCAGCGUCUUGCUACUCAGAGCUUGUAAGAGCAAAUCCUUAAUCGACUCUUUCAUACCGCUUGAAAAACUUUCGUAGGAUUUGAAGUGACGAAGUCUCUUCUGACCAGCUCCAAUUCCUUUCCCAAACCCAUUGUAAGACUCUGCCGCAUCACGUAGUUCCGCCCACAAAUGAGAGUUGUUCAUGAGCCCAAGCAUUGAUGUAGAGCCAUCUUCUCCUAAUAAACCGGCCUUGGUACGAGAAACGAAGUUGCUAGAGUUCGCAUACAUCACUGUGGGAACAUCACCUUCUUCGCACGGUGUCGCAAAGAUGCUUUCGACUGCUCGAGUCCUUUCGGAAAUGGGCCGCCUUACAUUUCGGCCGGUAGGUCCAAAUAUUAGAUAGCGAUAUGACAACUUGUUUCCGAAACCAGAGCUGCCCAUCCCUACAUCUUGCUGUCCAUCUGAUUUGUCCUCGGGCGCAUCACAGCUCGCCGAACUUGGGUUCCACUUAUUCAUGUUGCAGUACCAGACCUCUGGCAAUUCGUCCGCGGAAAUAUGAGGUGGAAGCUUUCGCCACUUGUCACAUUUCUCGCAUUGCACCCACUCUAGAUUAUCGGCUUCGUCCUGGUUUGUCGCGUUGGAUACCUGAUUUGGCUUCACAUUCAACCCGUUCCGACGAGGCCGUCCCCUUUUUCCCUUUAUUUCCGCACUCUCAACCAGAGCAUUGAGGGUGUCCUCGGAUGCGUUUUGUCCCUUCUUUCCCAUGCCUCCUGAUUUUUUAUCUUUUGGGUUCGUGUCGCUACCAGUAUCAGAAUGGGGUGACUGCAUCGAAGGAGAAAAGCGUUUGCUCUUGGCCUCGGCAUCGGUAUCGUCUCGAGCGCGGGAGCUUUGCUGAAAUCCAACGGGUUCUUCUACAAUUGCACUAUCCGCCCCUUUCGCUUCUCCACCCUCGGCAGAUGCCGCAGCUUGGAGAAUAAGUCUUUGCCGUUUCUUACGCCGUUUCUCUUUGGCUUUUUCCUUCGCCACUUGUUUUAACGAUUGCUCGACGGCUUCGCACGUAGACCGUUUGACGUCCCAAAUAUUAUCCGAGCAGUACCAUUGUUUUGGUAGCGUUGCCACCGCAGCGGAAGGAAUGAUUCGCCAUUUCCCGCAUUUGUCGCACUGCACCCAUUGACUGUCGUCCUCUACAUCGACCGAUCCAUACUGUUCGCUACCCCUUUUUUUCCUCUUUUUGGAAGCUUGCUCAGCGACGUUACUUUCUUGCUUAGACGCGAUGCGCUCGUUAGCUUGUUGUGCGGCUCGUCUUCCUGAUCGAGCAACCGUACUCAAAUCUUCCGUGGAAAUCAAUUCUUCUUUGGUAAAAUGCGGCAGACUUCGCCUUUCGGUCUCGGCUGCAAAGUUCGAACCUGGAUCUUCAUUAGUCUGCGUCUCUUCUAUACCACUUUUUGGUUGGUUCGCGUAUUUCAUACUCUCGGACUUCUCAGCGGACGAUGAAGCUUGUAUGUGCUUAAGCUUGGAGGAUUGUCGGUCUGUCAAACUUUCGACGGAGGCUGAUUCGGAGAUCUCCAUUGCUUCAUGCGUUGAGGGUGAAGCAGCUGACGUUGUCGUGGAAUCGACCAAGUCCUUGUCAUGUGACUUCUCUAUCGACUGUGAUUUAUCCGCAGACUGAGAUUUGACCGAUGAAAUGUGAAUAUGCAAUCGCUUCGGAGCGGGUGGAUCAGUCACGGGGCGUUCCUCAGGCGGGGCGAGCAUCUUGGAAGGCGGGGAUCCCAUAUUGUCCGUCGAUUGCUGUGCAAUCUCGCUUCUUGAAGCAGUCGCGCUACUGCAUCUAUCCAUAUGUCCCCGUCCCUCACGCUUGACGUUGGAUAUACGAAUAGUUAGGGAGGACUUUGGCUUUUCUGUGGUUUCACUAAUGGGCUUUGCAUUGUCCGAAACACCGGCUCGACUGAAUGCUUCGAACGGCAAGACUGUGCCAACAGUAGACUGCUCGGAUAAAUUUGUCUCCGUCUGCAUUGGAUUUGCAAUCUCGGCCACAUCUUCUUCGUCUUCCGCCGUUGUUCGAUGCUUAGGAGGACGCCCUCGUUUACGCUUUGGUGGUACAUCUAGUCUCUCAUCGUGUAGCAAUGCGCGACUCGGUACCGAGAUUUCCUCCGAUUCAAGUGUCUCCUCCAAUGCCAUGGGCUCCACAGCACCUG
Phaeodactylum tricornutum CCAP 1055/1 is the source of this 4982-nucleotide messenger RNA. RefSeq lists its product with no specific name. The record is from RefSeq and is a predicted model, not a curated record. Bases 284 to 2341 code for a protein of 685 amino acids. Gene Ontology annotation, biological process: protein phosphorylation. The transcript has 3 exons. NCBI's taxonomy places the organism in Eukaryota, Bacillariophyta, Bacillariophyceae, Surirellales, Neidiaceae. Gene Ontology annotation, molecular function: protein kinase activity; ATP binding.